AUGCCCUGGAGGGGGAGGGGGCUUCUUGGAUGUGAGUCAGACGUCCUGUCCACAGUGCUGGGAGGGGACCACGCUGAGGAAGAGAUCCAGCAGUGGAAAGCAGAGGUGGAGUGGGGGAGAGAGGAGAAAGCCAGCCCCUCUAGUAACACACCACCCUUUGCUCUGUGCGAUCAGCAUGAAUGGAAAGACAACGUGAAGCUGCAUCUGUUGCCAAAGAGGUUGUAA
Knipowitschia caucasica is the source of this 225-nucleotide messenger RNA. NCBI's taxonomy places the organism in Eukaryota, Metazoa, Chordata, Actinopteri, Gobiiformes, Gobiidae. The record is from the annotation of a GenBank genome assembly.